Messenger RNA from Arvicola amphibius (Eurasian water vole), 3807 nucleotides. RefSeq names its product neurocan (gene Ncan). Gene Ontology annotation, molecular function: calcium ion binding; hyaluronic acid binding. Gene Ontology annotation, biological process: cell adhesion. The transcript is spliced from 14 exons. The record is from RefSeq and is a predicted model, not a curated record. Bases 1 to 3807 code for a protein of 1268 amino acids. NCBI's taxonomy places the organism in Eukaryota, Metazoa, Chordata, Mammalia, Rodentia, Cricetidae.
AUGGGGGUCGCAUCUGUCUGGGCCUCCAGCCUUCUGGUGCUGAGACUGUUGCUCCUAGUGACUGGGGAUCAGGACACACAGGAUACCACUACCAUGGAAAAGGGGCUUCACAUGCUGAAGUCAGGAUCGGGACCCAUCCGUGCUGCUCUGGCAGAGUUGGUAGCCUUGCCCUGCCUCUUUACCUGGAAGCCACUGCUAGGCACCCUUCGAGACAUUCCUCGGAUCAAGUGGACCAAGGUUCGGACUGCAUCAGGCCAGCGACAGGAUUUGCCCAUUUUGGUGGCCAAGGACAAUGUGGUGCGUGUGGCCAAGGACUGGCAGGGACGGGUGUCAUUGCCUGCUUACCCCCGACAUAGAACUAAUGCUACCCUUCUGUUGGGGCCGCUUCGGGCUAGCGACUCUGGGCUGUAUCGCUGCCAAGUGGUGAGAGGUAUUGAGGACGAGCAGGAUCUGGCAACCUUGGAGGUGACAGGAGUCGUGUUCCACUAUCGGGCUGCCAGGGACCGCUAUGCGCUGACCUUCACUGAGGCCCAGGAGGCCUGCCGCCUGAGCUCUGCCACCAUCGCCGCCCCAAGGCACCUGCAGGCUGCCUUCGAAGACGGCUUUGACAACUGCGAUGCGGGCUGGCUCUCAGACCGCACGGUUCGGUAUCCAAUCACUCAGUCGCGUCCUGGUUGCUAUGGUGACCGCAGCAGUCUGCCAGGGGUUCGGAGCUAUGGGAGACGCGACCCACAGGAACUCUACGAUGUCUACUGCUUUGCCCGAGAGCUAGGGGGUGAGGUCUUCUACGUGGGCCCUGCCCGCCGACUGACCCUGGCAGGUGCGCGGGCACAAUGCCAGCGGCAGGGUGCGGCGCUGGCCUCGGUGGGGCAGUUGCACUUGGCCUGGCAUGAGGGCCUGGACCAGUGUGACCCCGGAUGGCUGGCAGACGGCAGUGUGCGCUACCCGAUCCAGACGCCGCGCCGCCGUUGUGGGGGCCCAGCUCCGGGUGUGCGCACUGUAUACCGCUUUGCCAACCGUACUGGCUUCCCUGCUCCUGGAGCACGCUUUGACGCCUACUGCUUCCGAGCUCAUCACCUUAUACCACAACACAGAGACUCAGAGAUUCCCUCUUCUGGAGAUGACGGGGAGAUUGCGUCAGCGGAAGGGCCCCCAGCCCAAGAACUAGAGCCCAGUCUGGGGGAGGAGGAGAAGGCAAUACCCGACUUCCAGGAGCCUCUCAUGUCCAGCGGAGAAGAUGAAGCCCUGUACUCGGCAUGGACACAAGAGCCUCGGAAGACCCUUGGCCCUACCCCAGGGGGUCCCUCAGUGGCUUCAUGGCUGCUUGCAGGUGCCACAAGCUCCACAGGUGUCCCCAGCCCCAGCAGCAUGGCAGUGGAUAUGGCAGAGACCACACUCUCGGGCACACAGGUCACCUCCACCUCCAUGGUGAAGAGGGGCCGUUUCAAAGGGUUAAACGGUCGACACUUCCAGCAACAGGUCCCAACUGGCCAACUGCUUGGAACAGCAGAGGCCAGUGCCCAACUUCCUACUCUGGAAUUUACUGCUGGUCCCCUGGGGCCUUCUGCAUUCACAGAAGCCUCAGAAAGUGACCAGAGCCAUGGUCACAGUCCCCGGGCCAUUCUGACCAAUGAAGUAGACGUGCCAGGGGCAGGUUCCCUUGGCAGCAGGAGUCCACCAGAGUCCUGGAUGUGGUCCCGGUCUUCAAUCUCACCUACUGUCCAGAGCAUGGAGAAUGGCCCUGGCCUGAAGCCAGAGACAACUGAAGCCCCCAGUGUGAAAUCAACCAUCCACCACCUGCCCUGGUCUCCCUCGGUGCCCUCUCUCCCUCCCUCCAGUCCUGCAGAGGCCCCAACUGUUGCCUUCCAUGAGGCGCCCCCUGAUGACACCUCUCCAGACUUCCCCUUUGUAGCCAUGCUUCGUGCCCCCAAAUUGUGGCUGCUGCCACACUCCACAUUUGUCCCCAUUGUGACCCCCAUUCUGCCCUCCCCAGCUUCCCCACAGGAUGGGGAGGGCACCACUGCCAGGUCUGUCAGCGUCGGAGCCGAAGACCUCGACAUGCUGUCUCAGACCAUCAUGGAUGCCCCAGUUGAAGCCAACCACAAAUCCCCUGCUGCAGAUUCUAGAGAAAUCGGGGGGAUCAGCUCCAUCCAGGCUACCAAGCACCCCAUCUCUGGCCAGUGGGUGUCCUUGAACUCUAGUAAUGUGACCAUCAAUCCUGUCCCCUCUGAUGCUGGCAUCCUGGGGACUGAGUCUGAGGUCUUGGACAUAUCAAGGAGUCCCACAUCUAAGGGACAGGCCACUGUGGGCAAGGUGCUGGCCACCUGGCUACCACUGUCCAGCCAAGAACUGGACACUAGUUCCCAGCCCUCACUGUUGGGAGACCAUGGAGUCACCGUGAACAUGAAACCUACAGUGGCUUUGGCAGGUGGCACCACCAAGGGCCCUCUGAAGGCCACCAUGGAACUGGUCCCUAGAGGUGCUGAUGCCACUUGGGGGUCUGAACCCAAAAGUUCCUUUUCUAACACCCAUGUGGCUAUGAGUUCAAGUAUGAACCAAGGGACCAUAACUGGGGCCCAAGGUAUGCCCACAGUGAACUCCACAAGCUCCGAAGAUCGCCAAGAGCCACAGGACCAGACAGUAGCCCAGGGGUCACCAGGGCCUCGUAGCAGUCUGCCCUCUCUUCCGUGGUCAUCCCUGACCUCCAACAUGGAUGAAGCGGCCUCGGUCUCCUCAGGGGAACCCACUGGGUUGUGGGACACCCCCAGCACCCUGACACCUGUGUCCUUGGGCUUGAAAGAAUCAGAUCUGAAUGUUGUGGCUAAGAGUCCAGGAUUGAAGGCCUUCUGGGAAGAGGUGGCCAGCGGGCAGGAGGACCCCACAGAUCCCUGUGAGAACAACCCUUGCCUGCACGGGGGCACCUGUCGAACCAAUGGCACCAUGUACGGCUGUAGUUGUGAUCAGGGCUAUGCUGGGGAGAACUGUGAAAUUGACAUUGAUGACUGCUUGUGCAGCCCCUGUGAGAAUGGAGGCACCUGCAUCGAUGGGGUGAAUGGCUUCACCUGCCUCUGCCUCCCCAGCUAUGGGGGCAGCCUGUGCGAGAAGGAUACAGAGGGCUGUGACCGUGGCUGGCACAAAUUCCAGGGUCACUGCUACAGGUACUUUGCCCAUCGGCGUGCCUGGGAGGAUGCAGAGAGAGACUGCAGGCGCCGGGCUGGCCACCUGACAAGUGUCCACUCACCAGAGGAGCACAAGUUCAUUAACGGUUUUGGCCAUGAGAACUCGUGGAUCGGUCUGAAUGACAGGACAGUGGAAAGGGAUUUCCAGUGGACAGACAACACAGGACUGCAAUAUGAGAACUGGAGGGAGAAUCAGCCAGACAACUUCUUCGCGGGUGGAGAGGACUGUGUGGUGAUGGUGGCACAUGAGAGUGGGCGCUGGAAUGAUGUCCCCUGCAACUACAACCUCCCCUAUGUCUGCAAGAAGGGCACAGUGCUCUGUGGUCCCCCUCCAGCAGUGGAGAACGCCUCUCUCGUUGGUGUACACAAAGCCAAGUACAGUGUUCAUGCCACUGUGCGGUACCAGUGCAACGAAGGGUUUUCCCAGCACCACGUAGCCACUAUCCACUGCCGGAGCAAUGGAAAAUGGGACCGGCCCCAGAUUGUCUGCACCAAACCCAGGCGAUCACAUCGGAUGCGUAGACACCGCCACCGCCAGCACCGACAUCACAAUCCCCACAAGGAGCACAGAAAACACAAAAGACACCCAGCAGAAAACUGGGAGAAGGACGAAGGGGAUUUCUGCUGA